This is a messenger RNA of Gossypium arboreum, 1257 nucleotides long. RefSeq names its product calmodulin-like protein 2. The transcript has a single exon. Gene Ontology annotation, molecular function: calcium ion binding. The coding region runs from base 301 to 906 and encodes 201 amino acids. Lineage: Eukaryota; Viridiplantae; Streptophyta; Magnoliopsida; Malvales; Malvaceae. The record is from RefSeq and is a predicted model, not a curated record.
UGAUUGAGUGAGUGGUGUAGAUUUCAUAUCAAUGGCAGAGUAGGGUUAGUCUGUGAAGGUUCCUGGAGGUGUGGUUUUAAUCCAUGUUAUAAUAAUGCCCAGGGCUAAUACUAUAAAUAACCCAAACCAGAGUCUAGGUUGGUGUUGCUGUGUUGGUGCAACAAACAAGAGAAGCAAUUAGAGUUUAGAGAGCUUCUCCUAUUUCUUCUUUCCAUUCACUCGUCACUACUCAUAAUUAUUAAUUUAUUGAGGAAUUUGUUCCUGCAUUUAGCUUUUUACUGCUAAGGAGCAGCAGUUGAGAUGAGUGGCAUAACUGGAGUAUGUUCCCGAUUAAUGGGAGAGUUCCUGCAUGCGCUGGGAGGCGGAGACACACGACCAACUUCAGCAGCUCACGUUGAUCCCACUGACCCCAUGGCUCACAACUCACAAGCACCAGGUCAUGAGUUGAUGCUCCGGGCUCUCACUGCUGUGUUCGGCAUGGACCAAAGCAACGGCAGAAUAAACAAGAAGAAAGCCCGUCAAGUGGUGGAGAAGCUUGGCCUGGUUGAUCACACCGGGGAGGAUGAGCAACUCGAUGCUAGCUUUGACCUGGCCGCUGGUGCUGGUGGUGAUGGGUUGGAAGAGGAAGUAUCGGUGGAGGAGGUGCUACUGAUGGAAGAAGAAGAAGAUGGGUCCAAGAGGAAUAAGCUGCUACGGCAAGCCUUUAAAAUAUUUGACGAGGAUGGCAACGGAUUUAUUGACGCAGUAGAGCUGAAGAGGGUGCUGCAAUGCUUGGGGUUGGACAAUGGGUGGGAUAUGACUCAGAUUGAGAAGAUGCUCAAAGUUGUCGACUUGAACCUGGAUGGAAAGGUCGAUUUUACUGAGUUUGAAUUGAUGAUGAAGGAGGCUGCUGCUGGCCUUAAUUAAUUAAAUCACUUCUUAAUUACUUCCAUCAUAUAUUUUCUCUAGUUAUUUUAACCAUAAUCUCGAAAUUUUCUAAUUACACUUUAAAAUUUGAUUGCUUAAUAACUAUUUGCAUGCACAACUAUUAAUUAUAAUGUAAUAGUGUAAUUUAGUUCCAAAAGAAAUACGUGAAGCAUGAAAGCAAUUUGACUAAAGGCAAUUUCAGCAGUCAGCAAAGCUGGAUCUAAAUAUCACUAGUACAUUAACUGGAUCUAAAUCUAAUCGACAAAGCAAAGCAGGGACACAGUUGAUACAUAUAAAAAUAAAUUAAUCCUUAGGGCCAGCUCAUAGCAUCACCACCAAUUCCAAUAUUAU